AGAUUUUAAGAAUGCACACCCAAAACCUAACAUUUUAGGGCACAGAAUGAGCUAUAUUGAGGAGUGUUUUGCUGGGGCAGCCCAGGAGUUUCUCAUUUGCAUCACCAUUCAUAAGGCUGCCCAUGUGGGGGUGUCCACCGGAGAGCUAUAUGUACGGGUUAGCCUGGACAAGAUGAAUAAAAGCACCAAGACCCAGCCCAAUACAGAAAAUCCCUUCUUCAAUGAGUACUUUGUCUUUGAGUUUCACUGUACCCUUACGGAGCUAAUGCGGUUAACCAUUCUCUUCGAACUGAAGAAGCACAUGAUCUACAAGAAGAACUUGGUGGUCGGAGAGCUCUUGGUGGACCUACAUAGUGUUUGGAAUCAGCCCAAUCAUGGCUACUUCAAGAAGUGGGGUCGUCUGGAGGCACCCAUCGGGGAGAACCAAAGCAUGGAUCCGACUCUGGAGGCCCAUGGGUAUUUGCAGCUUGAUCUGGCCAUUGUUUCCCAACACAGCUCCCCAGUCAGCAGUUUAAGAUCAGAGGAACAAGACACUCACCAUCUCAACAAAUGGACAGUGGAUCGGGAUUAUGAUGAUAUUGAGAAAAACCUCUUAACCAAUGUGACCUCUUUCACUCCGAGCAACAUCCGAUAUUUCAUCACUUUCUUUCGAGGCUACUUUAUCCGGCAGGGAAACUACAUAAUUCAAGUAUCGUUCGCCGGCUACAAUGGCAAAACGCCGAUGGCCAAGAAUACAACGACUCCGGUGUGGAAUCACGAGGUCAACUUUGCUUGGGUUUAUCCAUCGGUGGCGCAACGAUUGCUCAUCCUAGUCCUGUCCCAUGAACAUUUGCAAUGGAAAUGCGUGGCCGAGUUUGAGGUAUCGCUCGAGGAGGUUGCCUUCAAGGCUAUCCCUUCUCUGGGACCCACUUACUUGCAUUUCUAUGAUCCUUUAAAUCCUAUGAUCUAUGUGGGUCGAGUGCUCAUGGAAAUCCGAUCCGAGACCCUCCAUGAGCCACAGCCCAGCCACAAGCUGUCCUCCAAGACAGUGUCAGGUUUGGAUGAGUCUCGUUUUUGGCAUGAUGAAGUAUAUCUUGUAGAGUUUCUUCCCCUGAUGGGUCAUCACAUCCAGACGCCUGCCACCAGCUACAAGAUUUACGCAAAAUUGGCCGAGCAAUGUUCCAAUGCCUUGGAAGGACAAUUAAGGACACCAAAUGGUCGCUUUCGUACGAAUAUGCACUCCAAAAGCUUCCGGCGGGAAGUUCCUUAUAGAUCCUGUACGUUCCGGGCUCGAUUGCCGGAUAAUAGGGCCAAAUACGAGAGUGAUUUCUUCAUGCUGGAUAUAACAAAUUAUAUGCGCUCUGAACUGGAAAUUUUCAAGGUUUUUCAACUGAAGCACCCCUUGCAGGACGAGGAUCAGGCCAAGUGCCUUAAGGCCAUCGUAGGAAAUAUUCUGACCAAGGUCAAGGAGGGGCUGGAGGCCCAUCGCUUCGACCACGAGGUGCAUCCCCAGAGGACCACCUGGGACAUCAACCGACAGCUCUACCUACUCGACUACUUUGCCAAGUUGCCAAACGAACUUGGUCUACUGAGGCAGAAGCUGCGCAGCUGUUUCCUGGAACACCUGGACGCCACCAUUGUGGAUGUGGUCAAUGAGUUGCACAGAUUAAUGGCUGAAAUCGGAGCUCUUUCGGGCAUGGCGCGACUGCAGGAUGAGUGGCCGGAGUUGGUUCUUUACCUGAGUGCUGGCGGCAAGGAUUUGGGUGUUUGUCGUCUAAAUGCCAAGCUAUUUGUGCACUUGGCGAAGCAACAGAGCAACACGCAGCAGGAUACUCUGUGUUUCCGCCUCAAGAGUUUCAUUUUCAAGUCCACCAGUUGCACCCACACCUGUCCCAAUUGUGGAUGCACCACCGCCAUAGUCAUAGGAUGCCUCGCCAUUGUGGUGGAGAGGGAACGACAGCACUUUCUCAACAUUAUCAACAACGAUUGGACGUGCCUUGAGCCCAUGGUGUGGCAACCGACUCCUGCACAGACCCACUUCCUCUGCCAUGUCUACAUUCACCAGGCCAAAGUUCGGCCUGGAGGCGAGAAGAAAAACAUCUGCGACUCUCAUGUGAGAGUCCUUUUUGCGGAACAGGCAGCGGAAACAUACACAUCCCCCGGCACCCUUUCGCCAAUCUGGAAUGCCGUGAUCACCUUUAACUCUUUGAUGUUACCUGGAAGUGUGAAUCUAUAUAUACGAAAUCCUCCCUUGAUUUGUGUGGAGUUCUACAACACGGAAAGGAUCCUCUCAGACGAUCUGGUGGGCAUUGGCAAUGUGGCAUUAAGUGUUAUCAGCGAGGACCGAGCCACCGACUCUAGUUGGGACGAUACUGGGGGCUUUGGUAGUUGCCUGCGAAAUCCCGCCCAGAACUUGCAGCGCCUAAAGUACCUAACUCCACCUCCCUUGAAGUGGGUGCCAGUAGCUAGGAAGGGAACAGUCCAGGCGGAGGUCCUCAUGUCGGCAGAACUUAUUGAAAUGUCAAUGGAACCAGGAAUACUGGAAUUAAAGAAGGACCCAGUUAUGGCCACUGGUAUACCCGUUGCUAUCCGGCCGAAUAUGCAGAAUUUUAUACUAGAAGUGUUCUUUGUGGGCCUUCGAAACUAUUCCAAAACCAGCAUGAGCUCGGCUGGCAAGCGGAAGAUUAGGGUGAUGAUGGGCGACUUAGUGCUAUCCAGUGGACCCUCGACUGCACGAGUUCGUAAUAGCAUUAACUUUUUGGUGGCCUAUAACUCUGGAGUGGUGAGUCUGCCGGAACAGCAAGAGUAUUGGCCAGCAAUUAUAGCCACUGAUGUCCUGCUCUCUGGCUUUAGCAGUGAGUCCACCUUGGGAGCUGCCCUCAUUCCGAACUCAUCCAAUUUCCUUCAACGCGAUAAAACUAUAAAGUGUGUUCCAAAAACAGAAGGAACAUCUGGAGAUGCAUCUAUUAAGGUAGGGGAGGACGAAAGAGAGGAAGAGGAAGAUGAGGACUGGGAUGAACUGGAGUGGGAGGAGGUGGAUGAGUCGCCUCCCACCAGGAUAAGCAGCUGGUGGAUGCGUUUCUUCUUCGCUAUGGGACUGCGACCAGCCCCCUAUGCUAAUCGGCAGACUUUGAGGAACGAUCGAGUCUUUGAGGACAAGGAUCUGGUGGAGGAGAGGGAGUUCACAUGGUGGACCAAGUUCUACAAUUCGAUGUACUGGACUGCAGCGGAAAUAUCGCACGAAAACAAGCACCGGCUGGUCAUCUUCCCCGACGAACUGGAAAAGCAGGCACAGUUUGGAUACCUUCAGGAUUGGGCAGUACCCGUUCAAUUGGUCCAUGGUGUAAAGUUCAAGAAACAGGCUCCUCCAAGGGAAGAUGUCUAUGCCACACUGAAGUUGCAACUUAAGCUAACUCCUUGCCAGUGUCCUGUUCUACCGGAUCCUGGAGGAGGUGGCGAUGGGUUGCCUCAUCAUUUCCCAAAUACCAUUAGUCCCCGCAAUCAGGCAGCUAUCCACGCCCUGGGGGAAACCGUAAAGCUGAUUGUUAGGAUUUAUAUAGUCCAAGGUGUGCAAAUGCGGCCCCGGGACAUGAGAGGUGACUCCGAUUCUUAUGUAAAGAUAUUCCUGGGUGGCAAGACCAUGUCUGAUCGGGCUCAUUAUUCGCCGAAUCAAAGCAAUCCGGUAUUUGGACGCUUCUUUGAACUGGAAGCCUCGUUGCCGGGGGAUAAUAUGCUGCAGAUUGUGGUGUACGACCACGACAAGUUCAAGGAUGAGGUUAUCGGCCAAACCACCAUCGAUUUGGAGGAUCGCUGGAGGACCAGGCAUCGUGCCACCGUAGGUCUGGCCAACGAGUAUACCCGGAGUGGCUAUAAUCACUGGCAUGAUCUGAUGUUACCCUCAGAGAUUUUGGUGGAUCUCUGCCAGAAACGGGGCAUCCAACCACCUUAUUACUACGGCAACGUUAUUGAAGUAGAUGGAGUGCUCUUUGGAGAUGAGACCGUGAUAUCAAAGGAUGAGGAGCUUCAAGAGCGACUAAGCUUGGCUGUCCUUAAGAAUUUUGAUAAGCUGCCCUCCUUUGGCUAUAAACUGAUCCCAGAGCACGUGGAAACACGUUCCCUGUGCCGAGAUGAUUAUCCCAACGUUGAGCAGGGUAAGCUGCAGCUUUGGAUCGAACUAUUCGAAUCGAACAUCUAUGUGCCCCAACCGAUUGACAUUACCCCAGUGCCGCCAUCGGAAUUCGAGGUUCGUGUUGUGGUUAAAAAUCUGAAAGGCAUACAGUUUGCGGACAAAAACAUUUUCGGGAAACUAAUGAGCGACAUCUAUGUAAUUGGAUGGUGCGAGGACGAGGACAAGCGCCAAUCGACCGAUAUCCAUUACCGCUCAUUUGUUGGCGAGGCGUCCUUUAAUUGGCGCAUGGUCUUCGGCAUGAAGUACUCCCCCAACGAGGACCUGAUGGUUAUCCGACGAAAGGCAGGCUUGCUGGAGGAGAUCGAGUUCAAGAGGCCACCGGUGAUUUACUUGCAGGUCUGGGACAAGGACGUGAUUACCAGAGAUGAAUACCUGGCCGCCGUCGAGCUGAAUCUCUCCAAUAUGCCGAUGCCCUAUCCCAGUGCCCACCUUUGCAAGCCGUAUCCACCGAAGAGGAAGCGCAUAAAUCUCUUCAAGCGCAAGGUCAUCCAAGGAUGGUUCCCUCUCCAGAGCAAUCCAAAUCCCUUAAUGAAAGUUGCUUCCAAAGAUCAGAAUGCCAGGAUGCAGCUGCAGAUAGAGGUCUGCACGGAGGUGGAGGCUGCUAACCGGCCGGCAGGACGGGGUCAGGAUCCACCUAUGGCCUUGGAGGCACCCUACAGACCGGAUACGUCGUUCAAUCCACUCACGCAUCCCUGUAAAUCCUUCCAGCAUAUCCUCUGGCCAGCCAUCCGGAAAUAUGUGCUAUGGACUGUGUUUGUAUUGAUAAUUAUCCUCGGCUUAGUGUUGUUCUUUUCCAAUUUACCCAGCAAGCUUAUGGGUAUUCCACUAGAGUGA
This is a messenger RNA of Drosophila bipectinata, 5002 nucleotides long. RefSeq names its product misfire (gene mfr). NCBI's taxonomy places the organism in Eukaryota, Metazoa, Arthropoda, Insecta, Diptera, Drosophilidae. Gene Ontology annotation, biological process: plasma membrane organization. The record is from RefSeq and is a predicted model, not a curated record.